This is a messenger RNA of Ectocarpus sp. CCAP 1310/34, 1970 nucleotides long. Lineage: Eukaryota; Phaeophyceae; Ectocarpales; Ectocarpaceae. The record is from the annotation of a GenBank genome assembly.
AUGCCGGUGACUUUCGGCCCUCCCGGAGGCGGUGCGGCGGGUGCGGCGCCUGUUGCUCCGUCAGCCGGAAGUGGCAACACGAAGGCUCAUCCCCCAGGAGUGAAAGAAAUCCUCAAGACAGUGACUCCGAACUAUGUGGUGACGGCCGUAAUCAAGAACCGCUUGGAGGAAGGCAAGAUUAAGGCGCAGAAGAAGAAGAGACGGACGAGGCAGGAGAUAUUAGCUGGUAUGGAUCUGAGGGAGCUCCAGAUGGAGCGCCUCGCGAUGGCCAGAAUGGGAUUUUUGGACAAGGCGCGUGAAGUGGAGGUUUGGAUAGAGUCCGAGAGAUUGAAGACCCAGAAGGAGAGAGAAGAAAAGGAGCAAGCCAUUCUGGCGCAGAAACUUGGCGGCCUCGACAUAUCCCACCGUCGGAGGUUUAUUGGCCUGGAGAACAAGCAGGGGGAAGGAGAGGCACAAUUCCGAGCGAAAUGUGAAAAGGAGAAGGAGGAGCUGCGCCUCAAGCACAAGCGCGAGUACGACAUGCUGAUCGAGGAGACGGCCCAGAGAGCGUACGGGGGUGUAAGCUCCUGUCAGUGCGAGAAGACGUACCUGUGCCGGCACAACAAAACCGCCUCCUACAACACCAGGAAACCCACACGAGAGGUCAUCCGGCUGCGGCAGAAUGCGGAGCGGCUGCGCGCGACGGGAAGAGUUGAGGAGGCCGAAGAGUUUGAAAUCCAGGCGCAAGACCUCGACGACGCCUGCGACAAGCAAUGGAGAACCCGCGUCGAACAGCGCGCGAAGCCUUACGCGUGUUCUUUCUUGCAUCGCACCUCCCUAUGGCGAACCAGCGCGUGGUCCGGUGGGAAGUCUCGACUGGAGCAGUUGGUGGAGAAGCAGCAGCACACGGUCAAGAGCUUGGAGGAAACGCACGAGGCCAAGUACGAACUACUGGUCAAGCAGCAGGACAUCCAGCGAAGAAACCUCAAGUCAACCUUUGAGGCGGAGAGGAAGAAGGUUGCCAUGUACUGCCGUCGGGCAGCCCUGAAACGCAUGACCCGCGACAUCAAGGAGGACGCGGACGAGGAGCGCCGAACCAUGGCAAACAAGUCUGACGGGAUGGACAACGUUUUCCUUGGGAACGCCAGGCAAGGGGCGAUUCAUACCAGCAUAAGAGAGUUAUUGGUGUAUCUUUCUGCCGAAGGCAGGGAGCACGACGAGUUGGCUUCCGCUCCCCCUUCUUGCGAACCUGAGAGCAGCAGCGACGACAGCAGCCUCGACUCCGCCGCUCGCAAGAAAAAAAACGAGCUCAAGCAGGCCGCCGCAAACUGGGUGGCUCCGACCUCCACUGGAGUUAACAACUCGGAGGCCAUCGUGAAGUACGACGAUCUCAAGACUGGCAAGAUCUACUCGGAGAUGGAGGAGAUGAAAGCGCGCGGGGUCGGCGUGGACCACGCGGUGGACGACUACGAAGCGGUAAAAGAAAAACUCGGUGCCGACGUUGAUACUUCCGGCUCGAGAUUCAACGACGCCUUCCGAAUUGCUCGCGCGGAGAACCAAAGGCAAGACAUGAUAUUGAUCAGCACGAUGAAGAAAGGAAGCGAAGGGCUGACGGGAGAAGCGGCACCGGUUGCCCCCUGGACACCUCCAACAGCACCAGGAGUUGGGUCGUCACCGUCGCCUAGCAAGGCGCAGCCCCCUGUUGAUGACGACGACGAAGAAAAAGAGGAGGAUGAAGAGGAGGAGGAUGAGGAGGAUGAAGAGGACGAGGAGGGAGAUUAUUGACCGGAAGAAAUGGGCGGCGCGCGCGCGAGUAAACUAGCAGCUCGUCCACACCAAGCUGGAAAGCCAGGCUGCGCUGGGUGUUGAGGUGUCUGCCGCAGCUUUGCUCUCCUAAUGAACGAUGUUCAAGGGAAUUGAUGUGCCGUGAGAGAGGGGUUUCCUAUAUUCUUUUUGCCACAUCCCCCAAGGCGACCGCCCCCCCGGUGUUU